GCCAGGUCUAAAAAGAUCAUGUGUUGUACUGCUACGCGUUAGUGUCACUACAUGUUAGUAUUGCUACGCGUUAGUAUAGACACAUGUUACACAGUCACACGUUAUAUCGCCACGUGUUAUAUUGCCACAUACCGAAGAGUCAUUGCUACGCCUUAUUGUUACGUUUCGGUGUCACUACCUAUUAGUAUUGCUACGCGUUAAUAUUGAUAAUAUUGUUAUACAGUCACUCGUUAUAUCGCCGCGCGUUAUAUUACCGCGUAUGAAAUGGUCAUGUGUUGUAUUGUUACGCGUUGGUGUCAUUACAUUUUAGUGCUGCUACACAUUAAUAUUGAUACAUAGUACACAGUCACACGUUAUAUUGCCACGUGUAGAAGGGUCAUGUAUCAUAUUAUCACGAAUUAGUAUGACUAAAUGGAAAAAGAAUGAUAAAUGAUGAAAAAAUUACAAAGAAUGAUAAACCAUGACAAAAUUAUAAAGAAUGACAAAUUGAGUCUAUUAUGAGAACAUGUAUAAUAAACGAGCAAUCAUUUAACUGGCCUUCAAUUAGAACAUAUACAUCCUCAACACCAAUGUUUUAUAAAGAAAAAAAAUAAGAAUGUUAUAGUAAUAGUAUGAAAGAGUCAGUAUGAAACGAUUCAUCUCGAGCGUGUUAAUAAUUUCAUCAGCCCAGUAAUAUCACUGGAACAACCGUCGAAGCUACUCGCUUCUCUUCAGCUGACCAAUUUCAUCCGAGAUCAGGGAUUAACGAAAGUACAGGACGUGGUCGGUCGUCGCAGACGCGUAUCGUGGUAUAAGCUUGUUUGUGACGUUGGAAGACGUCAUUGGAAGAUAAGAGGUUCAUUAUCUUGGUAGCGAGGGGAGAUGGUAAGCAUAAUGAUUUCCGACGAUACUUCUCGUUCGUUACUCGCGACCGGCUCGUCGUCGCGACGCGUGCAUCGUUUUAAAAAAGGUUAACGAUAAACACCGUUUUAUCGCCAGCGAUUUCACGCGCGUUCGAGUUUAUAAUCCCAGUCGAAAAUCAGUGUCUUCGAUUUUCGGUGUCUUAAAAAUCGUAUCGCAGUUCUUUAUAUGAAGUUUCAAGUGACAUGCAGCUAUACGUGUAAAUGUUUGUGUACAAAAAAAUACUCGGUUGAAUGAACUCAAAGAACUCGAUUAAAAAAGAUCAUUUUAAUUCAACUAAAAUAACUCAAUCUAAAGAACACAGUUUAAACGCAAUUUAAGAGACUCAGUGUAAAGAAUCCAAUUUAAAGAACUAAGGUCAACGAACUCAGCUCAGAAAAUACAGUUUAUAGAACCCCGUUUGAAGGUGGUAUUAAAAAGUGAAUGCUAUCGUAAAUAUCUAAUAUCGAAGUCGAAAGAAGUUUUUAGGAAUUGGUUGCAAGGUUUCUUCGUCAUUUAUGUUGACCGAAGAAAGUUAUCAGCGUUCCAAUUCCAGCAAGAUAGGCAAGAUAGCAUUCCAGAAGGUUGGAUUCGAAGUUCCACUUUCAUGCAAGUAUUUGAAAAACUUGUGAACUGGUGAUAACUUUAUACGACGAGGAUCAUCGACGAUGGUGGAUUUGCAAGAAGUCGAUUCCACAUUUUCCACCAUGAAGUCCCACGAGGCCUGGGAACAAAGCAUCGAGUACAUCGAGCAUCAUCUAAUCCCGGAAAUGGUCCACGAUCGUUGCUUCUGUCCAACGAAUUCCAGGGAGUUCGUCGAGCUGGAGUCAGCGGUGGUACGUCUAGACGAAGUGAGUCGAACCAGCGAGAUUUAUCGCGCGACGGUAGUCGUUCUGUUCUCCGGUGAGCCCUGCACUUUCUCCCUGCUGGUGAAGCUGCUUCCCGAAGGAAUGGAGCAGGACUCGACCGCGUUCAGCGCGUUCCAGAACGAGGAGAUGUUCUACUCGAAGAUGACCCUCAAGUACGGGACCGAUUUCAUCCCCAAGUGUUACCUGGCUGAUUUGGGUAGAUACGGCAGACCCGUGCUCGUCUUCGAGGACCUCGAAGCGGCUGGUUACUCGCAGGUGGACGGCGAACUGGACGACGAUCACUUGAAACUCUGUGCCAAGGUUUUGGGGAAGUUUCAUGCUGCCGGGUUGAGGUUAAAGGCGACGGAACCGGACAUCUUCAGAGAAUUUCAGGCGAAAUUGCUGGAGAUUGUUCUUAACGAGGAGACCAUCGAGCGGUACGAGAAGAGAUCGACCAGGAUGACAGACAUUCUCGAAUCGAUGCCGAAUUCGCGAUUAGCAGAGGACGUAAAGCGAAGGUUAGACAACAGCCCGAUGGAGAUGCUGAAAAACGUGAUUGGGGACGUGAACGACGUGUCUACGAUAUGUCACGGUCAUUUUUCGCACGAUAAUCUGCUGUUCAAAUACCAGAACGGGAAACCGAUCGACGCGAAGGUGAUCGACUGGCAAACAAUGAGAUAUUGUUCACCGGCUGUCGAUCUAGGACCCAUUCUACUGUAUAACACGAGCCACGAGCACGGGCCUACGAAGGUUCGAGAAAUUUUGACGUUAUACGUCGACACCGUGAAAUCCGAAUAUUCGGACGUAUCCAGCGAAAAAUUGAGAGAAGAAAUUGUGGACAAAUUUGUCUUCGUGUGCUUCGUUCUGUCUCUGCAGGAGCAUAUCACCGAUAACGAACUCACGCGAAUCUUGUUGCUGGUCGAACAAUUGUACGAUUCCGACUGAACGAUUUUUAUUUACUUUCUAUAAGAUCAAUAGACUGCGUGUCGUUUUUAUCGACUUUUCACUGGUUGUGAAUGAUAGAAAUAUUCUCGAGGAAUUGUUUUAUAUGAUAUUGGUUUUGAGAGAAGUUUGAAAGAGGUUACAGAUUUUUUUUUAGACGAUCAUGUGUUUAGACAGAUUGUAUCAUGAAGUGUUGUAUUGCGAGAGGUUGUAUUGUCAGCUAUGGGUUGUGUUCUCUUGUCAUUAUGAUACACGUGUUGUAUCUACAUAUAUUGGUACGUUGUAUCUGUAUGUACUGUAUGAUCACGUAUUUUAUAUUACCAUUGUAUCUCUAUGCAUUAUACUGCUAUUGCGUUGUAUAUUGGCAUACGUUAUAUCGCCACGUGCUGUAUAUUGCGAUACAUAUUGGCAUACGUUAUAUUGACACAUGUAUAUUGCGAUACGUUACAUAUUGACACGCGCUAUAUUGUCGCGUGCUAUAUCUUCACGUGUUAUAUUCUCAUGUUUUAAAUAGCCAGGAUUUCCAUAGACCAUGUAUUACUUCACCACGCAUUCUAUAACCCAGCGACGUGUCGUGCUAUAUCAUUAAGCAUAAUAUACUACCACAAGUUAUAUGACUAAGCGAUAAACAAAAAAUGAUAAUAAAAACAUGUACAACAACUCAAACAUCAAAUUAUCUAAAUUAUAGUCCCCUUUGUAAAUUUGUAUAUAUUUCACGAUUUGAACAUUCGAUAAAUUUAAAGACAUGAAAGUUCAGAAACAUAAAUAUGUUCAGUAUAAAUAGUCCAAAAACUUGUCAAGUAUACCUUCAAAGAAAGUCCACUGAGUACAGCAUUCUGUAUCGGCGUUGUUUCGUGAAACGUUACUUCGUACCACAAGUAAUGCAUCGAAUGAAAAAUGCAGUUCGAGCACGGUGUUUCGGGCAUAGAUUUAUGAACACGCGGUCGACGCAUUCGUUAUCCGGAAUCAAACGGUUCGCUUACUCGUUCCUUUCGUUCCGAACUUACUCGCAGUCUUUUACAACGACCAUAGACGCCAAGAGUUUAUCGCUCUCGUGAUUUCCCGUGAAAUGUAUCAUCUAACGAAUAGAGUCUAAACCCUGCCACCGGAAAUGAGAAACGACACCGGGCUACGGACACUUCUGAUGUUUAAUUCAGAUAUCAAGCAAACAAAUCGUAUAUGGCCGAAUUUCUUCCUUCAGUUCGUUUCCGUUCUCGGUUUACCUCGACGUUUCUGUUACUCUUCUGGAGCUGAAACGUUCAUAGUUCGCUAAAUCGUGUUCGGGGAACAAUGUAAUCGUGAUACGAGAUGACGAGGUAUAUUUAUAUCAUACAAGUGCAACAUAUUAAUAUAUUCUCACGGGGUUGAUUUGUUUCAUUCAAAUUUUUGAUUCGAGGUUUAUGUUCAAUGAUACUUUGCUUAGUGAACAAUCAUUGAAUAUAAAAUUGAGUUACGUUAACUUUCUGUAUUUGUUUUAACCCCUUAUCCUGCGAGAUGUGAUGCACACAUGUGACGCACACUAUGGAAUGUGAUAAACCAGUAUUUUCAUUGCAAUUGGAGUUUGGUCCAAUUUUAAUUAUAAUCUGUAUCAUCAAGGAUUACUGAAGGUAAAAUAUGUCUAACAUUUUAACAUUCUUUAGUUGUCUUAAUGUUGUACUAAUAAUUAGGUAGCAACUGCCUUGAAAAUUAUAGAUUAAGUCAAUAUUGUGUUCAUAUGUGUAUAUGAAGCUUGACUGACACAUUUAACAAAUAAAUCAUAUGACAAGGUGUUGCUAACACUUUUGAAUAUCUUCGAAUUUCGAACUACGUAAAUAUAUGAAGAUAUGAAAACAUGUUACGUAUGAACAUAUGUGUAUGAUGCCUGACUGACACACUUGACAAAUAAAUCAUAUGACAAGGUGUUGCAAACACUUUUGAAUAUCUUUGAAUUUCGAACUACGUAAAUAUAUGAAGAUAUGUAAACAUGUUACAUAUGAACAUAUGUGUAUGAUGCUUGACUGACACACUCGACAAAUAAAUCAUAUGACAAGGUGUUGCUAACAUUUUUGAAUAUCUUCGAAUUUCGAACUACGUAAAUAUAUGAAGAUAUGAAAACAUGUUACGUAUGAACAUAUGUGUAUGAUGCCUGACUGACACACUUGACAAAUAAAUCAUAUGACAAGGUGUUGCAAACACUUUUGAAUAUCUUUGAAUUUCGAACUACGUAAAUAUAUGAAGAUAUGUAAACAUGUUACAUAUGAACAUAUGUGUAUGAUGCUUGACUGACACACUCGACAAAUAAAUCGUAUGACAAGGUGUUGCUAACACUUUUGAAUAUCUUCGAAUUUCGAACUACGUAAAUAUAUGAAGAUACGAAAACAAGUCACAUAUGAACAUAUGUAAAUAUGUUGAGAAUAACACAUAUCAAGGUAAUUGUGUUCUGCAUAAUUAUCGACAUAUCUCGUGUUCUCGUAUCACGGUCAGUCAA
This is a messenger RNA of Megachile rotundata (alfalfa leafcutting bee), 5136 nucleotides long. RefSeq lists its product as uncharacterized. The record is from RefSeq and is a predicted model, not a curated record. NCBI's taxonomy places the organism in Eukaryota, Metazoa, Arthropoda, Insecta, Hymenoptera, Megachilidae.